AUGAGUGUACAAUCUGGGACGGAACAUGUGGCCAGUGAUCCGUUGAACGACAAGUGCGUCGCGUCUAUGUCGCAAAAACCGGACGUGGACCCAUCACCAGUUGUUGAAGAUCAACCAGGCGCGUCGGAUCUGGACCUCACCUGGGACUCAGAUCAAGAUUUUGAUGAAAGUGUAUAUUACCAUGAAGGAAGUGAUCUGUACGCGGAAGAUGUCGACGGUCAGAUGGCGGUACUGCCAGAAGUGCCCGUGACGACGGAAGAUGUGAAGAUCGAGGACAUUCAGCGAUGUGGAUCUGAUAAUCAGGCCUCACAAGAAAUUGAUCGACUUCGCCAAAGGAUCUGGAAGUUCCGGCACCUCUUGAUUGGCAAAGGUAAUGCCCUGCCCCCGACCACCUGA
Messenger RNA from Phytophthora megakarya, 396 nucleotides. NCBI's taxonomy places the organism in Eukaryota, Oomycota, Peronosporomycetes, Peronosporales, Peronosporaceae. The record is from the annotation of a GenBank genome assembly.